Molecule: messenger RNA, 978 nt
Organism: Ascochyta rabiei
Lineage: Eukaryota; Fungi; Ascomycota; Dothideomycetes; Pleosporales; Didymellaceae
Product: ATP-dependent NAD(P)H-hydrate dehydratase
Exons: 3
Coding region: 1-978 (325 amino acids)
Biological process (GO): metabolite repair
Molecular function (GO): ATP-dependent NAD(P)H-hydrate dehydratase activity
Source: RefSeq, a predicted model, not a curated record
AUGGCGUCCGUAGCAAGGAAAGACCUUCUCAAGAAGGUGUACAAUAUGGUCCCGCCCAUGCUUGAGAGCUUCCACAAGGGCCAGCUCGGUCGUGUAGGCGUUAUUGGUGGCAGCGAGGACUACACAGGCGCACCCUACUUCUCUGCCAUGGCAUCUGCGAAGCUUGGCUGCGAUAUGUCUCACGUCAUCUGCGAACCCGGCGCGGCUGCCGUCAUCAAGACCUACUCCCCCAACCUGAUGGUCCAUCCGAUCAUGCGCCAGGAGAAGAACGUCGCACAGUCCGAGAGCGCCGAAAGCGUUUCUGCUGAAGUCGUAAGCAUGCUGUCGCGCCUACACGUCAUCGUAAUCGGCCCCGGGCUCGGCCGCGACAAGCUGAUGCAGGAUACAUGCGCGAAAGUCAUUGAAGAAGCGAAGAGACAGGGCAUCCCGUUCGUGCUGGACGCUGACGGUCUGUUCCUCGCUCAGACACGCCCGGAGCUUGUUGAUGGCUGCAAAGAAUGUAUCCUCACACCGAACGUAGUCGAGUUCGGACGCCUGGCAAAGGCCAAGGGCGUCAACGUUGACGAGGGCGACCCAGCUGAGCUUUGCUCCAAGCUGUCCAAGGCCUUCGGUGGUGUUACGAUUAUCCAGAAAGGCUCCAAGGAUUACAUCUCCAAUGGGGACAAAACACUUGUAUCUGAUGGCGAGGGUGGCUUGAAGCGCUCCGGUGGUCAGGGUGAUACCCUCACAGGCAGCUUAGCGACACUGCUAGCAUACCGUAAGGCAUACCACGACAGAAUCUGGGACCACGACAACAGCAUGGGAAAGAGCGAGACCUUGGCUUUGGCCGCGUACGGUGGUAGCUGCAUCACAAGGGAGUGCUCCAAGCUGGCGUACAAGGAGAAGGGUCGUUCGCUGCAGGCCAGCGAUCUGACUGAGCACGUUCACACUGCUUUCCUCAACACCAUUGGAGAGAGGAAAGAGACACCACAGCUGUAG